This is a messenger RNA of Anoplopoma fimbria (sablefish), 6143 nucleotides long. RefSeq names its product SMG7 nonsense mediated mRNA decay factor (gene smg7). Gene Ontology annotation, molecular function: protein binding; telomeric repeat DNA binding; telomerase RNA binding. Gene Ontology annotation, biological process: nuclear-transcribed mRNA catabolic process, nonsense-mediated decay. Lineage: Eukaryota; Metazoa; Chordata; Actinopteri; Perciformes; Anoplopomatidae. The record is from RefSeq and is a predicted model, not a curated record. Gene Ontology annotation, cellular component: telomerase holoenzyme complex.
GAACAACAUGGCGGCUGGAGGAGCGUUAGCUUCUGGUCCCGUGUUGGUGUAGCGGACCGGCAGGAUGGCCCUCUGCGCGCAGCUGCUCCGACAGGCAGAGGCCCUGAAGGCUGACAUGACAGAUUCGAAGCUCGGGGCAGCAGAGGUGUGGACGUCCCGGCAGGCCCUACAGGAUCUGUACCAGAAGAUGCUGGUGACCGACCUGGAGUACGCUCUGGACAAGAAGGUGGAGCAAGACCUAUGGAAUCAUGCUUUUAAGAACCAGAUCACCACACUGCAGAGCCAGGCCAAGAACCGAGCCAACCCCAACCGCAGCGAGGUCCAGGCCAACCUGUCGCUGUUCCUGGAGGCAGCUAGUGGUUUCUACACACAGUUGCUGCAGGAGCUGUGCACCGUGUUCAACGUGGACCUGCCGUGCCGAGUCAAGUCGUCUCAGCUUGGCAUCAUCAGCAAUAAGCAGAGCGGCGGCGGCGCCAUCGUCACGCCGCAGCCCAGCUCCUGCUCCUACAUCUGCCAGCACUGCCUCGUCCACCUGGGAGACAUCGCUCGUUAUCGUAACCAGACCAGCCAGGCGGAGUCGUACUACCGACAUGCAGCUCAGCUGGUCCCGUCCAACGGUCAGCCGUACAACCAGCUGGCCAUCUUGGCCUCCUCUAAAGGAGACCACCUCACCACCAUCUUCUACUACUGCCGCAGCAUCGCCGUCAAGUUCCCGUUCCCAGCAGCCUCCACCAACCUGCAGAAGGCGCUGUCCAAGGCUCUGGAGAGCCGGGAUGAGGUGAAAACCAAGUGGAGCGUGUCAGAUUUCAUCCGGGCCUUCAUCAAGUUUCACGGCCACGUCUACCUGAGUAAGAGUCUGGACAAACUGGACCUUCUGAGGGAGAAACUGGAGGAGCAGUUUCAGAGGCUGAUCCUGCAGAAAGCCUUCAGCUCUCAGCAGCUGGUCCACAUCACCGUCAUCAACCUGUUUGAGCUCCACCACCUCAGAGACCUGACCGCUGACGGCACUGAGCAGAGCUACAGCAGUGAGCAGCAGAUCAGCUGGUUCCAGCUGCUGGGACUCUUCAUGUCCUUCCUGGGGGUCAUGUGCAGCCGUGCUCUGCUCAACAAGAACCGAGGGGAGGAGAUCAUGGGCGAGUGUCCUCUGCCGGCCAUUAAAGUCUCUCUGGACUGGCUCAAGCUGAGGCCCAGCGUCUUCCCCGAGGCCGCCGUGGACCAGAGGCAGCAUGUCUGGCCCUGGCUGGUCUCCAUCCUCAACAGUUUCCAGCCCAAAGAGGACGACGUGUCCUGUGCUUCAGUGACGCCCCUUCCAGAGGAGUUUGAGUUGCAGGGUUUCCUUGCUCUCCGGCCCGCUCUGAGGUCCCUGGACUUCACUAAAGGUCAUCAGGGCAUCCUGGUGGACAGGGACAACCUGCCGGUCCACACUCGACAUCAGAGACUCAUCGGUCUGGGCAAAUGGGUGGCCGACAACCAGCCGGGGCUGAUCCAGUGCAGGCUGAGUGAAGACGGCCUCCUCGUCUUCCUCACAGACAUUCCAGAGCGGGCCGUGGAGGAGCCCCAGGAGAAGGAGGCGCCGGUGCUGCAGGAGUCAUCCAACGCCGAGCAGACGGCCAACGACGGCGGGAACUCCGGCCUGAAGUCGGUGCUGUCGGCGGGGAAGACGCAGAGCUCGUGGCCCGACGGCGGCGAGCGGCCCGUCGUCACCUUCAAGGAGAACAUCAAACCCAGAGAGCAGAGCCGCGAGCCCACCCGCAGCCACCACCUGAAAGACAGCGGCAAGGAGCGCCGCGACUUCAACAAGGGCAACGGGGCUGCUGGGAAAGGAGAGCCCAAGAGGGACGGGAAGAGGAAGAGCGAGCUGAAGAAGGGAGGCUACGAGAAAACCUCUGACGCUGGAAAACAGGUGAAGGCGCAGACAGAGCUGAGGAAGACUCCGGUGUCUGAAGCUAAGAAGACGCCCAUCACACAAACUCAAACCACCUGCUCCUCCCAGUUCAUCCCCAUCCAUCACCCGGGAGCCUUCCCACCACUGCCCAGCAGACCAGGUUUCCCUCCCUCAGCCUACGUGAUCCCUCCCCCAGUGGCGUUCCCAGGUCUUCAGGUGAACCCGGGCUUCACCUUCUCCACCGGAGUGACCGUCCCCGGACCUUUCCUCCAGCCGGGCGUCCACGCCCAGGCCGGCAGCCAGGCCGGGAAGCCGUCCCACAUUCCCUACAGCCAGCAGAGGCCCUCUGGUCCCGGUCCGGGUCAGGGGCCGGGGUCCUCGGGGCCCGGGCCCAUGAACCAGGGUCAGCAGACCCAGGCCCAGGCCUUGCAACAGUCGGUCCAGCUGCAGGUGCAGGCGAUGAACCAGCAGCAGCAGCAGUCUCCAACCAAACCGGUCCAGCAGGUCGGGAUGGGGAAGAGUCCACCUCACCACCCGGGUCUGCAGCAGUACAUGCAGGUCCAGGAUCAGCCGGCUCAGAUGUGGAACCAGGCCCAGGCCGCUCUGCAGAAGAUCCCUCCCAUGCAGAUGUCCCUGAAGCAGCCUCAGCAGCAGCAGCAGGCCUUCUACAUGGCGGCUCAGGAUCCUCUCAAGCUGUACGAGCACCAGCUGCAGCCGGCCGGCAUGGAGAAGAAGAUCAAGUACCCCAACGUCAAGAUGCAGGACUUCUACUGGGAGCCGUCCUACAGGAUGGGGGACGGUCUGGCUGUGAUGGCGGACCGGAUGAAGAGGCCUCCGCCGGGGGGGAUCUGCUCCGAGCAGGACGGGUCCGCCGGGCCCCGGGGCCCCCCCUAUGAGCUGCCCAACCAGACCAGGAUGGACAGUGGCCCCGAGGUCGUCUCCUCGUCCUCUCUCCUGCCCAUCUCUGGCUUCCCCAUGCAGGAGUACAACCAGAACAGCAUCUUCAGUCAGGCCUACGGGAAGAACCUGCCGCCCAGCUCCAAGCCCGACGCUCCCAUGAUGCACCAGGAGCCGUCCCUCUACUCGCUGUUUGAAGGGACGCCGUGGUCGCCCUCCCUGCCUGCCAGCUCUGAUCACUCCACCCCGGCCAGCCAAUCCCCUCACUCCUCCAACCCCAGCAGCCUGCCGUCUCCCCCCACACACAACCACGGAGCCAUGCCCUUCUCCAACUUCGGGCCCAUAGGCACUCCGGACAGCCGGGACCGCAGGAUGGUGGACCGCUGGAAGGCCGACAAGACCGGAGCCGUCAGCGGGUUCGGGCUGGACUACCUGCCGGCUGCAGCCUCCUCGGCAGCUUCAGACUCCAGCUGGCACCAGACGGGGCCGACCGGCAGCUCCUGGACCAAUCAGGAGUCUCCGAUGGAGGAGUCGUCCUCCACCGUGCUGCUCGACAGCCUCAAGUCGAUCUGGUCCAGCUCCAUGAUGCAGCCGGGCCCGUCGGCCCUGGAGCAGCUCCUCCUGCAGCAGAAGCAGAAGCAGCAGCGAGGUCACGGCACCAUGAACCCGCCGCACUGAACGCCGGCCCGAGGCGGCGCUUUGAGUCCGGACGUCAACGAUAGAAUCAAACCUACCACCAGGAGAAACCGUGAGGGGGAGGAGAACCAGAACCAGUGUGACCGAGACCAGCUCCAUCUGAAGUGGAAAAUUAAACCGGCGAGAAAAGGUGGCGGCGGGGGGAGGCGAUGACACCCCCCACGACGAGGCUGAACCCCCCCACACACACACAUACACACACACACACGCCCCCAACCCCCCCCUCGUUUGUGGAGGAGCGGUGACGCCCCUCCUGGACCGGAGGGCACGGGAUCUCUUCAACCGCGAUGCUACGCGCCACCGCCGGGUUUCCUUCAACCCGCGGACUUCUGAACAUUGAGGAUCAUUACCCCCUACCCUACCCCCCCUCACCACCACUGCCCCCCCUUGGUUUUGGACAAGACGCCACAACUCCUCUCUCACCUGGAAGAACUUCCUCUUUCUUUGGGACGAAAAAAAUAAAUAAACCCCGCCUCCUGGAUGUCUGCUUGGUCCACCGGAGCGCCGUUUUAAGCGUCUCCGCCGCCGCCGCAGACUGACGCUGGUGGGUAGGGGGAAGGGGGGGGCGUGAGAGAGGGAGGACGGUGUGGUGGUCGGGUUCUGGGGGAGAGAACAGGUGAAGCAACGGGGGUCAAAAUAAACUGGACUUUCUGAUCUCUCCAUUCAUUCUCAUUACCGAGGAGGAGGAGGAGGUGGAGGGCGGCUCUCUGUAGCUCGUUGGUUGAUGGAGGACGGUUUGGCCUUCAGCUAUAUAAAUAUAUGAAUCCGUAUAUAUAUUGCCGUAGUUGGACUUUAAACGGGGCCGUAGUGAGAACCAGGACCGGACGCUGCUUUGUGAGGACAGGUGUGUUAACGCCACCUGGACCGACCGCUCUGCUGUCCCGCCUUUAUUUUGAAGGACGAAGCCUGGAGGCCCGACGACGGGACGGGACGAGACGUCAGGAGACGUCACGGGAAGGACAGAAGAAGAAGAAGAAGAAGGGAAAAAAACAAAACAGACGUAAAGAUAGAAUCACCGUUAGCGUCAAGAGAGAAAAAAAACCCAACAACUGUAUUUUGUGAUUUGUUCGUAGCAGUUUUAGCUUCUCGCCCUCUGAGGUGAACACAGGUUUGUCUAUUAGCUUCCUGCUUGAAUAUUUUCGGGGUUCUCUUCCUCUUCUUCCUGUUAUUUCUUUACUUAAAGAAGAAAAAAUACAAAAGAUGUAACCCUGCUCGCUUACUUAACCUGCAUUACUGUUUCUUUAUGUUCCUCUUCUGCCUUUUUACUAGUUUUUAAGAACUCUGUGGUGAUUCUGCUGUCUGUCCAUCACUGCAGACAGACAGACAGACAGGUGUGUACAGGUAGCUGGCUGAAUGUUUCCACUAUGUUUUCUUUAAUAACCACUACAGCAGAUUGUUUAUGAGUCGCUGGAACUACGGAGAACCUACGAGAACCAAACACACAUUCAACCAUGAAAAUGAUUUAGUUAAUUAUUUCUACAACAAUUUUACACAAAGUCCUCGUGUUAUUCAGGGCUGCAACUUUUUGUUAUUUUGUGAUAAAUCAUUUGUGUGGAGAUAACCAGACGUUAAGUUUACCACGACGGAGGUAAAACCUGAUGUUCUUCACAUUUCAGAAGCUGGAACUUGUGACUUUUUGUCUUUUGCUGGUAAAAGUAACUCAAGAGAUUAAUCUUUUAUUUUUUCGGUGUCAGAAAAUGAUUUUCAAAUCUUGAAAUGUUUCGUUGUUUUUGAUCAUCGGUGAAAAACGUUCAGAUUGUUGUUAUUUAUGAUGAAGAAACGAGGCAGAAACCAUCAAAUGCUUUGUUUGGAGAAUGAGUGACAUCAUUUUCAGCUCUGUUAUCUUCCUGUUUUGUUUGUUAGUCCGUAGAAAGAUCAGCAACACCACCCAGAUGGAUCCUGGACCAUCUGAAGUCCAGGAUCCAAACCUAAAGUUCCUGCGUUCCCAUCAAAAGGUUCCUGAGAAGUUCCAGCGGUUAAAAAAAGAAAAGCAUUCUGAGAGUCGUGUGAGGUUCAGGGUUUGUUUCUGUGGUUUCAUCCUUGUAGAGCUUUUACCACCAGUCCUGUCUGGUUCAGAGCCAAUCAGAAAGCGGAGAGCGACCGCUGACCAAUCAGGACGCUCCGUCGUCACUGUAAGUCACUUCCUGUCCAGUUUAAACCAGCAGAAAGCUGUUUUUCUACCUUAAAACAACCUUUAGUUCCAAGGGAUUAAAAUAAAAAGAAUACAGCCUGUUUUUAUUUCCUGUUUUAUUAAAGCAGACUUCAGAGAGACGUGUCUAUUUUCCCGUGUGAUUGUGCUUUUCAUGUUGCAUUUAAAAAAUGUAUUUGAACAAUAAUAAAGAUAAAAUAUUAAUGAAUGUGAGGACGGAUUUUGGCCAGAAGCUUCAAGGAGAGAGAGAGUUUGUUUUCAUGUUUGAAGCUCGCCGCGUGGAUCCGAGCGGCUCUGGCUUUAAGUUUUUUUGGAGUAAGAACUAAACGGACUUUCCACUCGUGGGUGUUUGGAGGUUUUGGUUGUUUGGAGGUUUGGUGGUGUCGGAGGUGUCGGGUCCUCGCUGGUUGGAGCUCUGACGGCAGGUUUCUGACAGGAAACGGCUUCAGGCUGAGCUCUGAGGCUUUUUUUGUGUUUCUGCUGGAAUCAGCCUUUAAAUAAACGUAAACCAUGUUC